AUUCAUCAUCUAUAAGAAAUACUGGACUACUUGAUGAUAUAGAAUUAGAAGAUAGUGAUAUUGAAGAAGAAACAAUUUUAAGCUUUAAAAAUACUAAAACAUAUACUCAACCUAAUUCAAAAUAUAUACCAUACUCUAUAUUAUCAAAUACUUUUAAAGAUUCUUUUAACUUAACAAUUCAAUGGGUUUUAUUAUGGAUUUUUUCUUUUCAACAAGCUUUUAUUUUACCAUAUACUGCAGUUACGGCUUUAUUAAUAUUUAUUAAAGCUUCAGUAUUUAAUAAUGAUUCAAAUUUUCCAGAGACAUUAUAUAAAGCUAAAGAUGCUAUGUCAUUUAAAAAAACAAUUAUACAAUUUGUUGUAUGUGAAAAAUGCUAUUUUUUAACUAAUUUAGAAAGUAUAUCUAAUAAUUCACAAGCAAGUUGUAGUGAAUGUAAAACACUAUUAAAAAAACUGAUUAGAACAAUCAAAGGAAAAAUAAUUUACAAACCAAUUAAAGUAUAUCCAUAUCAAUCAAUUUUAAGUCAAUUAGCUACUUUAUUGCAACGACCUGGUUUUAAAGAAUUGUUAGAAUCUUGUUAUGAAAGAGGAAACACUUCAUCUGAUAUUUUUUCUGAUCUCUAUGAUGGACAA
This is a messenger RNA of Dentiscutata heterogama, 632 nucleotides long. NCBI's taxonomy places the organism in Eukaryota, Fungi, Glomeromycota, Glomeromycetes, Diversisporales, Gigasporaceae. The record is from the annotation of a GenBank genome assembly.